This is a messenger RNA of Bipolaris victoriae FI3, 531 nucleotides long. RefSeq lists its product as hypothetical. NCBI's taxonomy places the organism in Eukaryota, Fungi, Ascomycota, Dothideomycetes, Pleosporales, Pleosporaceae. The coding region runs from base 1 to 531 and encodes 176 amino acids. The record is from RefSeq and is a predicted model, not a curated record. The transcript has a single exon.
AUGGCGGGUUUCAAGAAGAAAUUUAGGGAAUUUUUAGAGCGCAAUGAAGCGCAGUCCAGAAAGUGUCUGUGGCACGCCGCAUGCACCUACAGGUUGGUCCAGACCUCGCGGCAUCUUGCAAGCUAUGACAUGUUCAGUGUUGGGGUUGCGGUUUGCUACAUCAUACUCUACAUAGACCUACGACAAGUGGAGUCUCAGCCUUCACAGACACCAGCAGACACUAACUUUGGGUUGUCAUACACGGCGCGGCGGCGUAUCGUGCGGCUCGAUCAGCUCUCUAGCCGAGAGGACGUUGAAAAUUGGGCCAGGAGUGGAGGGGAUGCUGAUGUCCACCUGACGAACGUGGGUAUCCUCCACGGGCCGGAUUCUCUUGUGCGCCUUCUGCGAGCGACCCAGAAAGCCCUGUUGAGGCAAGUCGCCUGGAGUGCCUUUUUCAGAGCCUGGGCCAGAAACAUGGCUCAACUCGUUCAUGGGGAGAAGCCUACAGUACACACCGAUGAUUAUAACGAGGCAGAGGAAAGGGUUUCCUGA